Molecule: messenger RNA, 501 nt
Organism: Mycotypha africana
Lineage: Eukaryota; Fungi; Mucoromycota; Mucoromycetes; Mucorales; Mycotyphaceae
Product: DnaJ domain-containing protein
Exons: 2
Biological process (GO): clathrin-dependent endocytosis; clathrin coat disassembly
Cellular component (GO): vesicle; intracellular membrane-bounded organelle; cytoplasm
Molecular function (GO): clathrin binding
Source: RefSeq, a predicted model, not a curated record
ACAGGAUAUCAAGCGAUGUCAGCAAGCGAUGCAAAAUGGAUCGGCAGCAAAUAAUCCUAAAUGGGAACCAUCCCAUCCUCAUCAAUGAUAGCUAACCAGAACAGUACGAAUAGCAGUGCAACUGCAUUUUCUGAUAUUGACUUUAAUAUGUUUAUGCCACCCAAAAAAGCCCAUUUAACAGACGCUGGAUUGGAGGAAAUCAAUAAUAGCAAGGCCGUUAAAGCAAUUCGUGAUAAAGAAAAGCAUAAGGAAGCAGAAGAAGCGGGACGAUUAGAAAAGGAAGACAAAGUGAAUUCACAGAUUACUAUUUGGAAAGCAGGCAAAGAAAAGAAUCUACGAGCAUUGUUAAGUUCUUUGGAUAUGAUUCUAUGGUCAGAUGUACAAUGGAAAAAUGUAACUAUGUUAGAUUUAAAUGAAUCUAGAAAAUGUAAAAUAACGUAUAUGAAAGCUAUUGCUCAAGUACACCCUGAUAAGCUUCCUGCUACUGCAACUGUUGACAGC